UACAUUUUUACAGAGGAGCGUGAUUCUUUGGAAAACCCGGUGCAAUAAUUGUUGGGUUUUAUUGCCAUCGUUUGCAAAAACAACGCCAGAUUUCAACAUGGUUACAGUGGAACAACUUUACAAGGACUAUGGGGUGCUUGCUGAUGCAGGUGAUAAAGCUGGAGAGCACCAGGAUGAGUAUCGUUCAAUACUGAGUGCCAUAACGGCAGGCACUAGUGAGAAGAAACUAGCGGCCCAGUUCAUCCCUCGAUUCUUUAAGUUCUUUAGUGAUCUGGAAGACACUGCAAUCAAUGCACAGCUAGAUCUAUGCGAAGAUGACGAUUGUAUGAUUAGGAGAUCAGCGAUCAAAGAGUUGCCAAACCUUUGCAAGGAGAAUACAAACCAUUUGUUGCGAAUCGCUGACGUCUUGACUCAGCUUCUUCAGUCUGAUGACCCACAGGAGGUCAACAUUGUCAACAUUUCCCUCAUGUCACUCUUCAAAAUUGACAUGAAAGGCACUCUGGGCGGACUCUUUAGUCAAAUUCUCUCCGGUGAGGACCUAGUGAGAGAGAGAGCCAUUAAGUUCUUGAACUCUCGACUGAAGUUGGGAUCCUCAGACCCUCUGCCCAAGGAGGUUGAAGAGUUCAUCAUUGAAAAGACCAAAGAGGUAUUAGCUGAUGUAACGGGUGAGGAAUUUGUCCUUUUCAUGCAACUGCUUUCUAAAAUGUCUGCCAUGCAGACGGAGACAGGCAGACAGCAGAUGGUGGACCUUGUAGCUGAGCAAGCAGAUAUAAAGUCGCCAUUCCAGCCUGAAGAUCCAGACAGCGUCGAUAGAUUAAUCCAAUGUGUCCGAGAAGCUCUGCAUUUCUUUUCACUAACUGUUGCCUCCACCAAGUUCAUGGUGUACAUGUGCAACAACGUCCUGCCUGUUUUAUCGGACAUCGUGGUGCCAGGGAGCGAGAGCAAGAAAGACGAGGAAGAGAAGAGUAAACCGGUUCUAGAGUACGACAUCAAACUAGAGGUGUUGCGUCAACUUGCGGAUAUGUCAACAUUUACUCUUGAAUUAGGAAGCGAUGAUGGACUUAAAAACGUCUUCAGCAAACUGGUGGAAUAUAUGCCACUACCCCCUGCGGAUCCAGAGGGCGAGGACACAGAGAAUGGAAAAGCCACUGAUGAACCGAAGCUUCAGUUCUCGUACGUAGAAUGCCUCAUGUACACAUUCUACCAAUUGGCUAAAAAGCAGCCGGAUUUCCUCGUCGCUGAGGAGAACGCAGACAGGCUGAAAGACUUCAAAGUCAGAUUACAGUAUUUCGCAAGAGGAACGCAGUUGUACGUGAAACAGUUAAGAAUCGCACUGCAGGGUAAAGUUGGCGACGAAAUGAAAAAAGAGGAAAAUAAACUGAAAGUUGUGGCGCUACGAGUCACCAACAACAUAAAUACACUUAUUAAGGACCUAUUUCGGAACCCUCCGUCCUACAAAAGCUCGAUUGUUCUUUCCUGGAAACCAAUACAGAAACAACCUACGAGUCCCGAGCCUUCACCCUUAGGGCAGAAGCGAUCGAACAUCACACCAAUCACGUUUACCAACGACCCAACCCCAGCAAAGAAAUCAAACGUAGGUGCCCAGAAGAAAGCUCACACACCCAGGGCCAUGUAUCAACCCCCCUCAGGGAAAUACAGCAAUAAGGCUGGUGCUGCACCAAGUGACCCAGAAUAUGGGGCUGGCUAUGGUGGUGCCGGGCGUGGACAGCGAGGAAAUCAGUGGAGAGGUGGGCGGGGCAGAGGGCGGGGUCGAAACAGCGGCGGCAAGUGGCGCUAUUGAUGACUUGUGUACAAACAUUUAGGGAGUGGCUUGGGGGCGUGUCCUUGGUAGUAAAUAAAGGAGGCGUUUUAAAGGACGUUGUUUACAGAGAAUGCAGUUUGAGAAAAUCUUACACCUACAAAAAAAAACUACGAAAUUGAGAAAGGAUAUAAAUAAUUAGGGUGGCUCUGUUUUUCAUGUGAUUUAAAGAUAGGAUCCUAGAUUUCCCCGGUAAAGGGCAUCUCUACGAAGUAAAUGGUAAUUUACACUGGCUGUUUUGAGGGGCACCAAGGCAAUGCCCUGGGGGCAUAGGGGCAGUUGCUGCGACAUGAUGUACUGAGGUCUUUGCUGAGCUGUACAAAUGCACUAUAAUCUUUUUAGAGUUUACAGAUAGUGGUGUUGUUGGACACGACUUUAAAGUGUAAAGUUGGUAAAGUAUUCAAAAGCAGUUUUUUGGUAAAAUAACUCUCUCUGUUUUUUUUUGUUUUUUUCUUUACGUAACUUUAUUCAUUUUACUGCCACAGCCGGUUUUAUAUGGGAUCUUGUUCCCUCAGAGUGUGUCCCCAUACAGAACAUUGGCAGGAGUAACUUUAGCCAAAAGAGGGCGCUAUACAUUUUGUUGGCGUAUAAUCUAUGUUUGUGAAAUGCUCUAAGCAUGGAGCUAUAAAAGGGAAGGCACUUCACAAACAGCUGAUCAGCGGAUUUCCUCUUUUUCUUUUUAGAACAGUGCUAUAGAAAAGUGAAAAACACUGUACAAAGGUUAAGUGUGAUCGGCCAUUUCCUCUUUUUACAAAGUUGCAAGUCUGACAUUAGCAUAAAAAGGUACAAAAGCAAAAAAAUACUGAAACAAUUUCAAAUUAAAUGUCAAUCAAAUCCUUCCGCCAACUCAAGUCAACAGUUUUAUGAACACAAAUAGAUACAGUUGAAUCCUGUGGGAUUUUUCUAAGUAAAAAAAAAAAAAGACCUCGGACAAAGCUUAACCAUAAUUAUAGGGGGGACAUAAUGUUAUGUGGACAGAGUUUUGUCAUUCAGGUUUUUAAACCGUUAAUAAUAUAAUAACAAGAAAGGAUUACCAGUGAAAUCUCAA
This is a messenger RNA of Asterias rubens (European starfish), 2867 nucleotides long. Its product is annotated as apoptosis inhibitor 5-like. Gene Ontology annotation, cellular component: nucleus. Gene Ontology annotation, molecular function: RNA binding. The transcript has 12 exons. The record is from RefSeq and is a predicted model, not a curated record. Bases 98 to 1801 code for a protein of 567 amino acids. Gene Ontology annotation, biological process: negative regulation of apoptotic process. Lineage: Eukaryota; Metazoa; Echinodermata; Asteroidea; Forcipulatida; Asteriidae.